Molecule: messenger RNA, 2156 nt
Organism: Carica papaya (papaya)
Lineage: Eukaryota; Viridiplantae; Streptophyta; Magnoliopsida; Brassicales; Caricaceae
Product: RNA-binding (RRM/RBD/RNP motifs) family protein
Biological process (GO): regulation of gene expression
Cellular component (GO): nucleoplasm; chromatin
Molecular function (GO): RNA binding
Source: RefSeq, a predicted model, not a curated record
CUUCCUUUCGAAACCCUAGCUCUUCCUUUCACCCUUCCUCUCUCGUAUUCUCUCAAAUUCCUCUCAAACCAUAGUUUCUGUUCCUCUAUACUUUCAUUAGCUUUCUCAGGAAAAUCUCGAGCGAAGCAGAAGCUCCAGUAAAAGAAGCGAACAGGCGGUAUGGGCUCCAAAUCGAAGAAUGAAAACCCUCAUUCUGGAGAUGGCGCUAGCCCCGGUAAGAUUUUUAUUGGAGGGUUGGCAAAGGAUACCUCAUAUGUUACAUUUAAUAAGCACUUCGGUAAGUAUGGGGAGAUAACGGAUUCCGUGAUUAUGAAAGAUCGAUACACUGGACAGCCCAGAGGUUUUGGAUUUAUUACAUACGCAGAUCCAUCCGUCGUAGAUAAGGUUUUAGAGGAUACCCAUGUCAUCAAUGGGAAAGAGGUUGAGAUUAAAAGAACUAUUCCAAAAGGUGCUAGUCAGUCCAAGGAUUUCAAGACGAAGAAGAUAUUUGUUGGCGGUAUACCUUCAUCAGUUACUGAAGAGGAAUUCAGGAAUUUCUUCUCCAAAUAUGGGGAAGUUGUGGAACACCAGAUAAUACGUGACCAUGAAACAAACCGUUCGCGAGGUUUUGGUUUUAUAAUUUUUGACAGUGAAGAAGUUGUGGAUGAAAUGUUAUCAAAGGGAAAUAUGAUUGAUAUGUCGGGUACCCAGGUGGAGAUCAAGAAAGCCGAACCAAAGAAAUCCUCCAACCCACCACCUGCUUCUGCAUAUGGUAGCAACUCUAGGGCUCGUUCUUACAAUGAUGGCUAUGGUGGAUUUGGCGGACCCUAUGGGGGCUUUGAUGGAGGGUUUGGUCCAGGGCCUUAUAGGACACCAGGAGGUCUUGGCAAUAGGCUUGGCAGUGGUUAUGGGUAUGGCAGUGGUGGAAGCGAAUUCAGUAGUGGUUAUGGGGGAUUUGGAGGCAGUAGCCUAGGAAGCUACCGAGGUGAAUCUUCUAUUGGUUAUUCCGGUCGAUUUGGACCAUAUAGCAGUGGGUUUGGUGGGGGUUAUGGUGGCAGUGGCUUAGGUGGAUAUGGUCGAGGAGGGGAAGGUUAUGGAGGUUAUGGAAGUUCAGGCUAUGGUGGUGGUUAUGAUUCUGGUCCAGGUGCUAGUUAUGGCGGAGCAGGUGGGCUGUAUGGAAGGGGCUAUAGUGGCAAUAGUCGGUAUCAUCCAUAUGCAAGAUAGUGUGGAAGCAUUUUGAUGCAGUUCCAUAACAUUUCCAUAGAAGUUCCAGACAGGUUCCUCUAGAUUGUAUCAUGCACCGUUAGGCACUUCCUCACGAGAACUAGAAGUCUUCUAUUAUUAGCACGUGGGGAAGCUUUUCAAGAUUGGAAGGGCUGUUAUAUUGUAUUUGGUGGACACUAGAAUUCUUCAAAUUAGUGAUUGGCUAUCUCCUAGUUUGUUUUUCAAUUUAGCUUGUUAUGUAGACUAUAGUACCUUGGCUGAAGUUUGUUGCUAUCUUCUCUAGUUUGAUCUAGAUAGACAUUUUAAUGCUUUUAAUUUAUAUUUAGUUUGUCAUAUGUACAUUUUCGGCAUGUGGGUCUAUUGGUUUAGUUUGAUGUAGAGGCAAAUGAUUUAUGAUUUAGUGUUACUUUAUGAGUGCUUGUUACAUAGGCAAAUACUUUAGAUUUAAAAAUUAGAAGUAGGAAGUAAUCUAGUUUGUGGAGGGAAAGCUUGGAUGCUUAUCCUAGUUUUGGUAAGAAUUUUUUCACCUUGGCAAAACACUUACAUCCCAUUUGCAUAGGGAUAGAUCAUAAGUUUGCUUUUCUAAGGUUUGAUUAUCAAAUAGUUUUGAAGUGUUGUGCUAGGGGUUAGCUUAGAGCGGUAUUGCCCUCUAACCACCCCGAUAAGCUUACUCUUGGCCUUUGAAUACCUGAUUAAGCAGAAGAGUCGUGGUUGUACUUGUUCCUCAAACUGUAACAUUAUGUCAGUGGUGAUUGGAUCUUAUUGUCAACCAUUCUUCAGGGCAUAUUGUUUUAUGUGUUUUUUCUGUUGGAUGGCUUCUGCUGUGACAGAAGUUUGCAUGAAGCAUUUGGGAGCAAUUGGGCCCUUUCAAAUGGUUGGUUCUUUUUGUAGUCAUCUGUGUUGUAAAUUUUACUAAUAAUAAUAAAGGUUAAACAAGAAUGUCGUUUUCGGGC